Molecule: messenger RNA, 3356 nt
Organism: Hippoglossus stenolepis (Pacific halibut)
Lineage: Eukaryota; Metazoa; Chordata; Actinopteri; Pleuronectiformes; Pleuronectidae
Product: ORM1-like protein 3
Biological process (GO): intracellular sphingolipid homeostasis; ceramide metabolic process; negative regulation of ceramide biosynthetic process
Cellular component (GO): endoplasmic reticulum membrane
Source: RefSeq, a predicted model, not a curated record
AAGAAAAAAAAAGAAGCGAUGCUGAAGAAGCGAGUCGAGGAUCGGAGCCGUGAACACGAGCAGCGAUGACGUGACGCGUGGACGGUGCCGUGUGGUGGGGCUCGAACACGGAGCACCAGCGGAUGUGUGGCCCCGGGCCGUGUGAGCUGUGUGUGCGGGAGGGGGGUGGGGGUCGGACGGACCGAGGCACCGGAGCGUCGCCAGCCUCCCGGUGACCGCGUUACCCAACCGGAGGCUCCGUUAAGACACGCGCACACUCACACACACACACGCACGCACGGGGAUAACGGUCCGAGCAGAAGCCAUUUUUCUCCGCAGAAAAAUACUGGCUCCUGAUUGGCUGUUAGGUGUCCAUUGACGCCAGCUGCCACCAUGAACGUGGGCACGGCGCACAGCGAGGUGAACCCCAACACCCGGGUGAUGAACAGCAGGGGCAUGUGGCUGUCGUACAUCCUGGGCAUCGGCCUCCUGCACAUCAUCCUGCUCAGCAUCCCCUUCGCCAGCGUGCCCGUGGUCUGGACCCUCACCAAUCUCAUCCACAAUCUGUGCAUGUACCUGCUCCUGCACACGGUCAAGGGCGCCUUCGAGACCCCCGACCAGGGCAAGGCGCGCCUCCUCACGCACUGGGAGCAGAUGGACUACGGCAUCCAGUUUACCGCGUCGCACAAGUUCCUCACCAUCACACCCAUUGUGCUGUAUAUUCUCACCAGCUUCUACACCAAAUACGAUCGGGUCCAUUUUGUGGUCAACACCGUUUCCCUGCUCACUGUGCUCAUCCCCAAGCUGCCGCAGCUCCACGGCGUGAGGAUCUUUGGGAUUAAUAAGUACUGACAAGGCAGAAGAGGACACCUCCUUCCUCGAGUCCCCAGGGACCUGCUGAGAGCACGCAGAGUAUCAGGCCUCUGAUUUGGCCGCGGAUCCACGAGGAUCUGUUGCUCUUUGGCUCCGGACUCUGCCUGCCGACUCUAAAUGACGCCCGCUGGGACGCUGCCAUGGCUCCAAACCCCAGGAAAGAGACGAGGUUCUUUACAGAGAGGAGAAAGGGAAAGUGUACUGUUGAGGCCUGUCGCCUUUUUACAAGUUUUCCACAGACACUUAAAAAGCAUUUGUAAAGAGGAAUUAUAUAUUAUACAGUAUUAUGUCUGUUUCUGUAGAGAUGGCAGUUUUUAGAAGUUAGAGGAAGAUGUAGUUGCACUGAUAUUGUGCCAUUUUCAAUCGGCACCUUAGACAGUACUCUUAGUUUUUUUUUAGCUAAUGCUACACUGCUGUGUUUAUUCAGCUUCUCUCCCAUGUUGAGCUUCCUCUCUCCCGAGGCUUCUGGGCUCGAGUAGCGACAGCGUCACGACGUGGUGAGGGAACUGUGAACGACUUCAGAGUCCAGACACCAGAAGCCACACAGCGUUUUAUAUUUAGCCCUCGCUGCUCCGCUCAGGGCCAAAGGAGUUAAGUUGAGCAGCUCUUAUUUUAUCUGACCAUGUCCAUAUUUGGACUCCUCUUGUCCCGGUUUGUGUCGCAGAGCGCCUGCAGUCUGCGGAGUCGUCUGGUCUGAGAGCAGAAGAUAUGCACGAGAGCUCUGCGCUGAUCCAACGUAACCAAAGAUUCUGCCGUCUGAGGGAAGGGUCACGUUUUCCUGUCAUUACUUUGCUCAGAGUUAGAGUUUUAUACGGGGACACAUGCCUACAACUGCUCUGUGACAGCACUCAGGUCCCAUUACACUGACAUGAUCGUGGUAUUUCUGCAUCUCACUUCCAUACCUGCAUUUAAAUGAUAAGUAACCAGUUUAUUAGGUACACACGAGCAGUCUUAAGUACUGUGCAGCUGUCAAUCAUGAAAGGUUCAAGUGUUUUUAAUAUUGUCUUCAUCCCUAUUUAGGGUCAAAUAUAUGACGUAGCUCUUAAAAUGAAAUAUUGUCAAUUUCCUUCAUGAAAAAUCAAAAAUGGACAAUUUAAAGCUGCAUCAAUCUACUUUUUAGCCACUAGGGGGCACUAAGCUCUCAGUAAAGCUGUGAACCACAGACCACAUAAAGAUGGACGACAUGACAGUGAAGCCAAAGCAUCCAGAUCGCCUCCUGGUGGCUGGCUGCAGUAUAGGUCAUAAAAUAAAGUUAUUAUUAAAGUUAUCAUUAUAAACGCCACCUCCUCCAUGUAAGUGGAUGGGACAUGAACCAAACUAAAAAGUCAAAUUCACAUCAAAUCAUUUUUAUCCAGGAUAGUUUCUGUUUUUGGUUCUUAUCACAUUGAUGAAAUCACUUUUUCUCAACCUCAUUUCAUCCACAGUUAAUAUCAAAAGUAUUGAUUAAUGCAGCUUUAAGGUUCUUCCCUCUUCCUGUAGGAAAAUAGUUGGAAAGAGACUUUGUUUUUCUUAAGCUUUACCCACAGGUACAUUUUUUAGCAGUAGUUUUGUCCAGAGAGUAAAGUCUAAGUUAAACCUUUAUCUUUUAAGAACAAAUCUAAAUACAAAACCCAUAUUUCCAGUAGAAUGAUUGUGUUUGAUCUUAUUUGUCAUCGUACUGGACGGCUGAAGUGUCCAUGAACCAUUUCCUCCUGACAAGUCUCCUCUUGAAUUGUUCUAUAAUGUGAAGUCAUGAUUUUAACAUGUAGGAUGUCACUCGCUGGUUUAACAGGGUUUUGAUUUUAUUGAGUCAAAACAGUCAAAUCUCCAGAUAAACACGUGAAAUCAUCUUUAUUUAAGCUUAAAAAAAACUAUGUUUUACACGUUGUCGAGUUAAGAGUCAAAUUGUUGUUUCCAGAUUCAUUUUUACGUUUCAGUUUCUGUUUUAAAGUGAGAUCUCUAUCGAAGGACUGAAUUUCUUCUUCUUCUUCUGCUCGAUGAAACAUAUGAAACAUGUUUACUGACGUUAACCUGAACAGUGUUGACCACUCGUUUCUAUCUCAGACACACAAACAUUAAUAAAGACACAACACUAGUUUCUGCUUCUACGGUUUUAAUAAGAAUUAUUACUAAAACAAAACUGUUGCAUUGAGUUGUUUCUUUCCGCAGACUGACGUGUUGAAUUGGUGUCAUUUACAGGCGAGGACCAAAGAUCCAGACAAUUGAGAAGUUGUAAAUACUCGAGUUUCUCUGCUGCAGCAUUUAUUUCUCCAUCAGGAUGUUUUCAAAUGUCAUGAUCAGCAUUAAGGGCUUCGAUAUGAGACGUUGUAGCACAAAGUGACCAUCAGUUAGGUUUUUUUUACUGGAUUAUUGAAGACAACAGCUGCAGAAGAACGGUUGAACUGAAUGUGGAUUCAAUGUGAAGCUCUGCUCGUGGUUUCUGUUCGUUGGUACCUGAAGGAAAUGUCAGUGUGAUGUUCUGUAAAGAGUGUGUGACCCCAAAAUACAGUAUUUUUUAAGUAUCA